AUGGAAUCCUCUCCACUAACUCAGCAGACCAGGCCUGAGACCUUCCAGCCUAAGAUAGUAAAGCUCUACGAGUCUCUCCUUUUUAACUCCGAGUAUGCACACCCAACAGAGGGCUUCUGGCGAGAAUUUUUUCUGCUUCAGCCAGAUAGGGCGCAUCUAUCGAAAAUGAUAGCUGGUAUUAGCCCCAACGACAUCUUACAUCUCCAAUCCCAAACUCAACAACUUUUCGCUCGUGCUAUACGGGAGGCAGCCUGCGAUACUGCUCCAACAAAUGCACAUGCCUUGGAGACGUUGACUGCAUUCCUGGCCAGUGCGUUGGCCAAAAAAUACACCAACCCAAGUUCUGAUAUCAUUUCAAUCCUCGCAGGCCUUGAUGAAGUCGACCAUAUUUGUUCCGAAUUUGUAUCCGUUCUUGAUGGCAUUAUACGAAAUGGAAGUUCUUUGGACAUUCGGUUAAAGGCAAUUGACGCGGCCCUGGCAAUGGUCAGCGGAGCUUAUAAAACAGGCAUUAUGUCUUAUUUUAUUCAUCGAGAUCUUUUCCCGUCACUAAUGAGGUUCUUACACGAUUCUGAUACCCAUACGCAAGUACUUAAACCCUUCUUAUUACUUGGCCUCCUAGCCAACUAUAACAAAUUCGAUUUUCAAAACCCUUAUCAGCUGCGGUUGAAUGAUUUCGUAAACGAAGCCACCAUACAGAAGGUGGUUAGGGGAGCCGGUGUUGCAUGCUCUUCUCUCAGAAAUUCAUAUAUCGCUGUCCAAGAUGAUCUUCCUGAGGGAUGGAAUUGGAGUACAACUCUGUCAUUUUUCAGCUUUGGAUUCUUCUCGGCAGGAGGAAAGCCCCAAAACCAGCCUCUCACCGCAGAAGAGAUGAAGGAGCGAUUCAAAGCCCUCCCAUCACCUGAGGCAGCGAUUUUGCUAGCUAUGUAUGAUUUCAUAAAUGCGAACAAGCUCUUCAGCCAUACUCUGGUGACCACUAGCGCCGAGAAGCGAUCCGAAGAGGCACCAUUUGCAAGUUUCCUCUCAUUAACUUCAUACCUACUCCAGCAUGCAUAUCGUUCAACCCGAGUGGCACUGUAUGCGGAGGCCAACCUCUUCUCGCUUCGAAACCUAGUCGAAGACCCGGUCAUCUGUAAGCAGAUCUGUAGCGACGAAAACAAUGCACGAGUGAGACUUUGCCGUCAACGAGCUCCGCACCUCCCCUUAGUAAAUGGGGAGAGAGUUCUCGCAACAGUCAUAUUUGACAUUUUAAUCGAUACGAUAAACCAUAACCUUCGUCGGAGCCUCGAUACAUACUUAUACAGCCAUACGAUUACCGUCCUCUUCCGCCUUCUUACAUAUGCAUCUUCCAAUAAAGCUCGUUUCUCAUACCACUGGUCCGAGCUUUGGCGAACCCUUCUCACCCUCACCCGCUUCCUUACCACGUAUUCCACCGACCUCGUGCAUAGCCCGCAUAUCAAACCCCUCACUUCUGAUCUGGUAGAUCUUAUAAUAUUCUGCAUAUCUGCAGGAGAUACUUUCCUUCCUGAUCCUUCGUCUUAUGAUGAUCUCUUUUACAAAGUUGUCGAAGCAGACUCUGUUCUGACACGUUUCCGUGACGUCUAUAAACACCUAUCGACUCCUUCAUCUCACUCUACCAACUCAACUAUCUCUAUCAAUGCGCUCAUCAGCGUUUCAACUCACUUCCAUUCUCUGCUAUUCGUUUCCGAUUCAACGGAUGCCUCCCGUCCUAGCAGCAAGAGCGGCGAAGCAGCAAACACCUCGCCUCCUCCAACGGCAAAGAAGAAAAGGCUCAGUCCGAGAGAAGUCCAUCAGAUUAUCAAGGAGGGCUAUUCAACGCUUAGUAUUCGGGCAAAUGAUGAUUUAACUAAUUGGGAAAAAUGGCGAGAUGCGGACUGGAAACCGCAGCUAAAGCGUAUUGUUAGAGCAACAGUGGAGGAUGUGACUGCUAUAGUAUCUCAGCCAGGACAGUCACAUGUUUCAAUAGAGACUAAGCACAAAGUAAACGUGUAG
This is a messenger RNA of Microsporum canis CBS 113480, 2010 nucleotides long. RefSeq lists its product as hypothetical. Bases 1 to 2010 code for a protein of 669 amino acids. Gene Ontology annotation, cellular component: cytosol. NCBI's taxonomy places the organism in Eukaryota, Fungi, Ascomycota, Eurotiomycetes, Onygenales, Arthrodermataceae. The transcript has 8 exons. The record is from RefSeq and is a predicted model, not a curated record. Gene Ontology annotation, biological process: regulation of Golgi organization.